This is a messenger RNA of Aspergillus alliaceus, 1221 nucleotides long. RefSeq lists its product as uncharacterized. The record is from RefSeq and is a predicted model, not a curated record. Lineage: Eukaryota; Fungi; Ascomycota; Eurotiomycetes; Eurotiales; Aspergillaceae. The transcript has a single exon. The coding region runs from base 432 to 1088 and encodes 218 amino acids.
GUACACCUCAUCUAACUUACUCCAACAAUGGGAACUCUUGAUUCGUAUUCCUUUGGUCGGUUGACAUGGAUUAGAUCUUCACCCUGAGCUUUCGAAACCCAACUCGGUCGGAUCUUUAGUCAAAAGAUGCUGCCUCCCGUCCCUCUAUGCCCCAGGCACCCUCUCUUUCAGCCAAAGGAAUACCGUUGGCGCCUUGCGCUCGUGAGCGUCUCUCCACUAACACACAUCAUAGACAGAACCGCAGGGACAGCAGCACCCUCCUUUCCAAUUAGUCGUUUCUGCAGAAUAUUCUCGAACUAAUCGCAUACAAUUCCUCAAUAGCGCGCAUUCCAAUCUAUGUACUAUACCUUUCUCCUUUUCUUUGCUAUGAAUACUACAUGCGAUACUUCCAAUUUUAGACCUUGAUUAUCCUGGACCCGGCCUAGCGCAAUAUGGAUGGGAUAUCUGGAAACUACAACGCUGCGCCUAGUUCAUUUCAAGCCUUCACAAUGUCAAAUAAUAACCAAGAAUGUACAUCAUCUCAACGUCAAGGAACACACAAUACGCCAUCAGAGAGGGAAUUAUCUCCCGAGGAUCCUUUAACCCAGGACUCCAACAAUAACGCUCCUAUUGUCGUACAGCCAUAUUCUAUCGAGGAGCCGGAGGAUGAUGAUUCCUCUCCUCUAUCUUCAAAGCCUACCACAGCGUUUACUCCGGGGCCCAGUUCUGAGAAUUGGCAAGCCGAACUGGCAAAUUCAAUGGAAGACCUACGUUGUGAUUCCGACCAUAACUCUACCAGCCCCAACACAAGAUAUAACCGAGGCAAGAAAAGAAAGCCGCCCAGUAUUGUUACUGCACAUCCCCGGUUAUUCCACAAACAGGACCCCAGGAUGACACACGAUCACCAGUACGAAGAAAGACCCAACUCCAAAUUGAGAAAGCUACGAAGAAGAAAUAAAUAUCCACAGGAAGCCUUGGGAAUGUCGGACGUCGGACUCAGUGAGUUCGAGACGCCCGGGAGCUGCGAUUCGAGGUCUUCAUCGACUGAAAGUAAUGAUACCAAUUCCAGCGAAGGUACCAAUGCACCGGACCACAUGGAUCUAGAUUGAAAACCAGGCGUUGAUAUGAUGUGAUGGCCUUUUCGUUGACAUCACUACUUCCCAUUGCAUGUCACGUGCUUACCAGAUUGUCUCGCUAGUCCGGAAAUGGCUCUCAGCAUACAUGACGUCAGACGGUUCUCAU